AUGCCCAACCCCAGGCCAGCCAAGCCCUUGGCCCCUUCCUUGGUACUCAGCCCAUCCCCAGGAGCCUCACCCAGCUGGAGGGCUGCACCCAAGGCCUCAGACCAGCUGGGCACCAAGAGCCCGGGGACAAUUUUCCAAGGCCGGGAUCUCCGAAGCGGGGCCCACACCUCCUCUUCCUCCUUGAACCCCAUGCCACCAUCACAGCUGCAGAUGCCCACAGUACCCCUUGUCAUGGUGGCACCCUCUGGAGCUCGGCUGGGUCCCUCGCCCCAUUUGCAGGCGCUCCUCCAGGACAGGCCACACUUCGUGCACCAGCUCUCAACGGUGGAUGCCCAUGCCCGGACCCCUGUGCUGCAGGUGCGCCCACUGGACAGCCCAGCUAUGAUCAGCCUCCCGCCACCCACUGCUGCUACGGGGCUCUUCUCUCUCAAGGCCCGGCCCGGCCUGCCACCUGGAAUCAACGUGGCCAGCCUGGAGUGGGUGUCCAGGGAGCCAGCACUGCUCUGCACCUUCCCAAGCCCUGGCAUGCCUAGGAAAGACAGCACCCUUUUGACUGUGCCCCAGGGCUCCUACUCACUGCUGGCAAAUGGUGUCUGCAAGUGGCCCGGAUGUGAGAAGGUCUUCAAGGAGCCAGAAGACUUCCUCAAGCACUGCCAGGCAGACCAUCUCCUGGAUGAGAAGGGCAGGGCGCAGUGUCUGCUCCAGAGGGAGGUGGUGCAAUCUCUGGAGCAACAGCUGGUGCUGGAGAAGGAGAAGCUGGGUGCUAUGCAGGCCCAUCUGGCUGGGAAGAUGGCCCAAACCAAGGCUCCAUCUGCGGCAUCAUCUGACAAGGGUUCCUGCUGUAUCGUAGCCACUGGCUCCCCAGGCACCACCGUCCCGGCCUGGCCAGGACCCCAGGAGGCCCCCGAUGGCCUGUUUGCCGUGCGGAGGCACCUCUGGGGCAGCCAUGGAAACAGCACAUUCCCAGAGUUCUUCCACAACAUGGACUACUUCAAGUUCCACAACAUGCGGCCCCCUUUCACCUAUGCCACCCUCAUCCGCUGGGCCAUCCUGGAGGCUCCUGAGAAGCAGCGGACACUCAACGAGAUCUACCACUGGUUUACACGCAUGUUUGCCUUCUUCAGAAACCACCCGGCCACCUGGAAGAAUGCCAUCCGCCACAACCUGAGCCUGCACAAGUGCUUUGUACGCGUGGAGAGCGAGAAGGGGGCUGUGUGGACCGUGGAUGAGUUUGAGUUCCGCAAGAAGAGGAGCCAGAGGCCCAGCAGGUGUUCCAACCCCACACCUGGCCCCUGA
Budorcas taxicolor (takin) is the source of this 1296-nucleotide messenger RNA. RefSeq names its product forkhead box P3 (gene FOXP3). Gene Ontology annotation, molecular function: RNA polymerase II cis-regulatory region sequence-specific DNA binding; DNA-binding transcription repressor activity, RNA polymerase II-specific. Gene Ontology annotation, biological process: regulation of transcription by RNA polymerase II. The coding region runs from base 1 to 1296 and encodes 431 amino acids. The record is from RefSeq and is a predicted model, not a curated record. Lineage: Eukaryota; Metazoa; Chordata; Mammalia; Artiodactyla; Bovidae. Gene Ontology annotation, cellular component: nucleus. The transcript has 11 exons.